AUGAUAAGCAAAUAUGCGAAUAGUCUUCCGACAUAUCACUGUCAAAUUAGAUACCCUGGAGGAACUCAUCUCAUCAUUGCUGGUGAUUUCAAUCUCUUUCCAUCACAUGAAGUGUACCAUGCUCUAUAUGAACACGGACUUUGGCCAGUACUCAAGGAUGAACAACAAACUUCGUUGAGUCGUUACAGUCGUAAAAAUAACAGUUUCAGAGCAUACGACAAUGCAUGGCUUUCUGCGGACUUGUCGUUGACUUCCAAAUCUGAUGCUUGUUGGACAGGUUACUCUGGAAUAAUUUUAAAAGGACUGAAACAUCCUUUGAUACCAGAAGAAACAGGAAGUGGUGCCAACGGUUUUGUCAGUGACCAUGCCCCUAUAUGGUUCGAUAUUCGUGUACCAUGA
This is a messenger RNA of Heterobilharzia americana, 399 nucleotides long. The record is from the annotation of a GenBank genome assembly. NCBI's taxonomy places the organism in Eukaryota, Metazoa, Platyhelminthes, Trematoda, Strigeidida, Schistosomatidae.